AUGCCGCUGCAUCAUCACCAUCAUCAUCACGGACAUGGACUCCUUGGUCACCACCACGGUCAUCAUCACCAUCAUCACCAUGGUCAUCAUCACCACGGUGGGCUCAUAACCGGCCUGGUGGUCGGUGCAGCGAUUCGAUCAGCGUCUAGGCGACGGGAGCGACGUGCAGUUGCUGCGCAGGCCCCACCAGUGGUAGUUCCGGCCUACCCUACCGGGCAACACGCACCUCCAGCGCCGGUAGCUUACCCCGCUCCACCCGCCUACUCCGCUCCACCCGCCUACUCAGCUGCUCCGGCCGUACACGCUACACCAGCAGCUCCAGCGUACCCGUCAGCUCCAGCCUACCCGUCAGCUCCUGCCUACCCUACAGCUCCUGCCUACCCCGGCCCUCCUCAGUACCCACACUAGAAGGAACCUCGCAUCUCCCUUGGAAAACCAGACUGAAGACUUGAUGUGAUACUGGACACUUGUUGUUCACUUGCCAAAGCACAACAAUCUUUCUAACACAACAAGGAAGUAAACAUCUUGAUAAAAUGUCAAGGAGUAGCCGAAGUGCCGAACGUCACAUUGCAUUAAUUGAACAAAAAAAAUCCCACAUCAAUGUUGGGUUUUCCCUUCACUGACGUACUUUUAUUUAUAUAAACACUGUAUACUCAAGUGUUGACCCGGGCGAGUGUUAGAAACAAAUCAAUCGGUUGCGAUUCGAACUCACGACCUCUUGCUUACUUGUACAGACGUCCGAGUUUGCUGGGGUCAGCUGGCUGUUUGGAAUCUGAUAUAGCAUCGGGUAGCGAUAUCUAUUUUUUUCCGUACGCUUUUUUUUUUAUUUGUACACAUGCAUAUAUGGGCGUAUUUCGAAGAACGUUGAGUUGCAAGUCAGGUUCUCGGACUUUAAAUAGCAUCCAAUGGGAAUCGAACUCGCACCAUCGGAUUUGUAAUCCAAUGUAGUAGCCAUGACACUACAGCAGUGGUUCGAUUGAUGCAGUAGUUUUAAACAUUAUACUUCUGCAUAUAUAGGGCCCUCCAGCAUAAUUCUAAAUAUACUAACAACAUGUGGUAUUAAAAAGAAAACAUCCAGCGGGUCCUGCAAGAAAACUAUUCAUAAGAUGAAAUUUCCGUCGGGGUGAUGUACGUUGAAUAUUGGGUUUUUACCCUUUACUGAUGUAUUAUAACAAACACAGUUCACUCAGUAUUGUCCCUGGUGUUUAUGAGAUGGCGAUUCUAUCUUACGAAAAAAUUACAUCAGCAAAAACAUACAUUGUUUUGGCUGGUACUUUAUUAGUACAGGAUUACUACAGGUAAACCAAGCAUUCUGUGUUCAAGAAAGUUUGUCUGCUUGUCUUUAGACUUUUGUCUCUUCGAAAGACCAAUUUGUUUAUGACUUCAAACAAGUCGGUGAAACCGUUUAUAGAAUGUCGUGCAACAACCACUUAAAUAUAAAGUAUUUAUUUGCGUUUUUCUUUGUUGGAAUUUUGUAUAAUUUAUUCACAUGUACUAGUUUUGCAAAGAACUGCUUGUAUAUACUUUCGUCACAUAUUAUGUUUUUUUUAUAAAAUGUAUUAUAUAAGCUGUUUAAUAUAACUUAUUUUUGGGUAGAUGAAUAAAAACAAUAUAAAUACCGAUUAC
This is a messenger RNA of Patiria miniata (bat star), 1626 nucleotides long. RefSeq names its product vitelline membrane protein Vm26Ab-like. The transcript has 3 exons. Bases 1 to 408 code for a protein of 135 amino acids. NCBI's taxonomy places the organism in Eukaryota, Metazoa, Echinodermata, Asteroidea, Valvatida, Asterinidae. The record is from RefSeq and is a predicted model, not a curated record.